Messenger RNA from Chenopodium quinoa (quinoa), 927 nucleotides. RefSeq names its product J domain-containing protein DDB_G0295729-like. Lineage: Eukaryota; Viridiplantae; Streptophyta; Magnoliopsida; Caryophyllales; Amaranthaceae. The transcript has 2 exons. Bases 1 to 927 code for a protein of 308 amino acids. The record is from RefSeq and is a predicted model, not a curated record.
AUGGACAUUUCUAAUCCAAAUCCACCUCCAACUCUAAUAAUUAUAGAUAUUUCAUCGGAUGAGGAGGAAGAAGGGGAGUUUGUACAAGUAGAACCUGAACCUGAGUCACCUGAACAAAUGGAAGAGUCAAAUGAUUCUAAUUUCGAUCCUUCAAGCUACAAGCAAUCCACCGACAAAAGGGACAAUAAGCAGAAGGCUGAGGAAUUUUCAAACCUUAGGAUGGACAAGAUGCCAGUUACGGAAUACUACACCAAGUUUAUUGAGUUAUCCCGUUUUGCUGAAGGAUCUGUCUCUACAGAGAAAGCAAAAGCUAGGAAGUUUGAGAGUGGGUUAACUACUGAUUUGCAGUUAAAGCUGUGCGGGCAGGUAUUUGAGAUCCUGGAUGAAGUAUAUGGAAGGGUUGCACACCUUUAUGCUCUGGAAGAAAAGAAGAAGAAAGAGUUAGUUGAAAUAGAAGGAAUAGAGAAGAGGAAGGAAGUGGGACAAGUUUCUGGAAACCAACAGGGAAACCAGAAUGGUUUUAAGAAACAGAAGUAUCACCAUAACAAUAACUUCCACAACAAUAACAACUUCCAUGGUAAUAACCGUCAAGGGAACCGUAACAACAAUGGAGGGGCUAGAAACAAUAACCAGGGAAACAACAAGAAUGGAAGAGUUUAUUUUUGCAAAAGGUGUAAGAAUAACCACCCUCGAAAGGAUUGUGAGGGCAAUGCGGUCACUUAUCGUUUCUGUAAUAAGCUCGUGCAUAGAGAAUAUGAGUGUUUCUCCAAGAAUAACAAUGGGAACAGGCAAAACAGUAAUAAUUCAUGGGGAAACCAGAGGAAUUUCCAACAGAACAACAACAACUUUGCUGGAAACAAGGGAGUACAACAAAAUGGGGCAAGGAACAGUAACACUACCAGUGGGAAUAACCAACAGAAGAAUUGA